This is a messenger RNA of Geosmithia morbida, 276 nucleotides long. RefSeq lists its product as uncharacterized. The transcript has a single exon. The record is from RefSeq and is a predicted model, not a curated record. Lineage: Eukaryota; Fungi; Ascomycota; Sordariomycetes; Hypocreales; Bionectriaceae. Bases 1 to 276 code for a protein of 91 amino acids.
AUGCAAGCCUGCGUGGCAGCCAGAUCGUCCGCCUCGAGCAGGUGCGUCUGCGGCUUGAACGCGCGCGUCGCGAGGAUGAAGUGCUCCGGCACGACGGCGAACUUGUUCAGCACGAGGACGUGCGCCGGCUCUAGGUCUGCUAUGCGUAGCGGCGCGGGUGGGUCGUCGAACGGGUCGAACGGUUUGGACGACGGUUCGCGCGGCGGGCCCUUGGGCUUAUUGGCUAGGGACGGGGAGAAGCGCAGUUGGAACUGGACUCACCUUGUGGUUAGUUGA